CAUCAAGGAAUAUCAUGACACUCUAGAGAGGAUCAAGGACGACUUGGCCAAAGGAAUUCCAGACAACCACCCACUACUCCCCUUCCUACAUAAUGACAUCACUACCAUAUCUCACCUUAUAAAUCGGCUAAUGCCUGAAGAGAGAUCUAAAAGAUCUCUUGAUGAGAUUGGAACGGCGUGGAAAUGGCUGGCAGGUAGUCCAGACCAUGAUGACCUUAUGCUUUUGGAAAACAAAAUCAAUGAGUUAACAGACAACAGCAAUAACCAGCUAAUAAUCAACAGAGAUCUAAUAGAAAGAAUGCAGGAGAUAACGAAUGCGACAAAUAGUAUUUCAAAAAUUUUAAAGACUAGUGAGGACUUCCGUAAUACCCUCAUAUUGCAGGCAAAGUACAAAGUUGAAAUUUUAAAGGAGGAAGUAACGAAUAUUAAUUCGGCCAUUCAUUUAACAAAAUCCAACAUUGUAAACACAUUUAUUUUAUCGGAAAUAGAAAUUAGAAAAAUAGAAGAAAUGUUUAAUCAAGAUGAAAUCCCGUUUCAAAACAUUGAACAAGCUUUAAAUUUCGCACGAAUAAAAAUUGUAAACAAUAGUACUAAUAUAAUUUACAUUAUAAGCAUUCCCAAAACUGUAAAAGAAAUUUGUAAUGUCAUAACCAUAAGACCUGUAAAAAAUCAAAAUACUGUUUUAAAUCUUGAUUAUAAGAAAAUUGUAAAAUGUGAAAGAGCAACAUUUGGAAUUAAAAGUCCUUGUCAAAAAAUAAAUGGUAUUGAAUUAUGUCUAGAAUCUAAUGUAGCCAAUAUAACAAACAAUACAUGUAUUCCUAAAUUAGUAACUAAUAUCCCACAUAAUUGUUCAAUAGUAAAUGCAGAUCACAUUAAUAAUUUAGAGGAAAUAGAACCUGGAUUAAUUUUGAUAAAUAACAUAAAAGAAAAUAUUGUCAUAAAUGGAAACGAAAAAAAUGUAACAGGAACUUAUUUAAUAAGAUUUAGUAAUUCUACAAUUAGGAUAGGCAACAAAAAUUUCACCGUCGAAGAAGCUGCUUACUCCAAACCGUUGCCUGCGCUACUAAAACACUCAGCUAGAAACAACUACACCGAAGAAAUACUAUCUCUACAACUACUAAAAACGUUGCACGUGAAAAGUAAUAAAAGAAUCGAGCGUCUAAAUACUGAAUUCAAGACCAGUUUAUGUUUUAACAUCAGUCUCAUAUUAGCAUUGGUCAUCCUCCUGAUGGCAGUAAAAAUGAGGCAAAGGCGCAAAACUAGUAUGAAAAUUAUAAAAAUGACCCCACAUGAAGGAAUGUCUAGACCUCAAAUAGAAAUGACUGUGUCAGAAAGCCAAUUGGCAGCCGGCACAACAGAAUCUGUUAUCAAAACAAAACAACUAGCAAACCACAAUAUUAACUUGAAUCAACGCGGCAGUCUUUAUAAUCUGCCAUAUUUCUAAACACAUCAAUCGAGACGCUUGAUAAUUCGAGAGGGAGGAGUUAACGGCUCACCCUAAUAAACAUCAAACUAAAUAUGCAAACCAACUAGUAAACAUUCCCAUCAUUAUGCUGCGCAAGCAGUCCGACAAAUCAACAGGAAUAUGACACCAGGGCAGUCAUCCGCCACAAACACGCGCACUAAUACCAGCGCACCGCAAGUGAU
Musca vetustissima is the source of this 1647-nucleotide messenger RNA. RefSeq lists its product as uncharacterized. Lineage: Eukaryota; Metazoa; Arthropoda; Insecta; Diptera; Muscidae. The record is from RefSeq and is a predicted model, not a curated record. The transcript has a single exon. Bases 131 to 1444 code for a protein of 437 amino acids.